Varanus komodoensis (Komodo dragon) is the source of this 1371-nucleotide messenger RNA. RefSeq lists its product as uncharacterized. The record is from RefSeq and is a predicted model, not a curated record. The coding region runs from base 84 to 1055 and encodes 323 amino acids. The transcript is spliced from 7 exons. Lineage: Eukaryota; Metazoa; Chordata; Lepidosauria; Squamata; Varanidae.
CCGAUGCUCAUUUCCUUUUCUGCUCUUCCGCUACCACUCAGCUUCUGCUUUCUUCCGCCACAGAGGAAAAGACAACUCAAGAAAUGAGACUCUUCUCUUGUUGGAUUUCCAUCCUGAUCUUGCCUUUCGUAAGAGAAAUUGCAGGUGCCACCUACCUUCUUCUCUUCCCAAAUGAAAAUCAGGAGCUGCCUUGCCCUUUGUCACCCAACCAAUACCACACCGACUGGUGGGUCGGCUCCGCAUGCUCCUCCCUGCUAACAUUCGAACAAAUGGGCUUGACUUCCUACGAGUGGCCACCCAAGAAGUCCUAUUCCACUAACUGGGAGAGAUUCGUUCACAUUUGUACUAGCGGAGGCAUAUUUGCAUGCAGAGCCUGGACGGAUGGGGAGAUGACCCGUCAAACUCCACUUUUGAAUAAUCCGGAGCAUUGCAGGCAUUUUCACUUCUUUAUUGUCGCAAAAAUAAAUGAGUCGGAGAAUGAAGCUGCAAUUGAAAGCAUCCACAACCAACCAAAGGCUGGUUUCUUUGUGUCACCCGGAGAAAAUUUCAGCCUUUCCUGCCAGUUUGCUUUGCAGAAGGAAGUGGAUUUUGUCGUGUACUGGAUUAAGGAAACGCAUCCAGCGACUUGCCUUCAUUCUCUUUCCAAUGAAGGCUUCCAAACGGUUCAUAAUAUUUCUUAUGAUAUAAACUGUUGUGUUGAUUCUGAUAUCAAAAAGAGACUGUCCAAUUCUUCAGAAGUUUCAAAUGGGACACUUCAAAAUCACCAGAUUACAAUCACCGAUGCUGUUCCUUCUGACAGCGGGGUGUAUGUUUGCCUGAUUACCGCAUUCACAAAUAAACAUUUCUGGAAGAUUGUAACUAAUGUGACCAUAGAAGUGCGGGAUGCCUUGGCACCUGAGUCUGGAAACGGUAAUAAAAGAGGGGCUGCUACAGAUUUCCUUGGGAGUCAUGGGAAGCAUCCUCGUCGUCGGUGGGCUAAUAGCGUUUCUUUGCUGGAAGAAGAAUCCCAGAGGAAAACCAUCCGAACCACAUCAAAGGGAUCGGACUGCAACUGAAAUGAAGGAGGAAGAGUGCUCUCCGUAUGCAAUCAGCAGUCACAGUGAUGUGUUUGGAAAUGAAGUUGUGUAUUCACUUGCAACCAGCCCUGGUGUGAACCCAAACAGGGAUUUUUUGCAGAAUAGCAGUACAGCUUCUGGAACACAAGCUGGAGAAAAUGUGGAAACUUAUGCUGUGAUCAACAAAGUGUGUUCUUGAAUAGUGAAAACCUUCAUUUUGGCAGUCAUUUUAAUUUGUUUUUCAUGGGAAUUUCUAAAAUUGCACACAUUUCUUCAUGUUAUAAUAAAAUAAAUAAAAUGUGUAGUACUAAAUUAA